Molecule: messenger RNA, 1225 nt
Organism: Fragaria vesca subsp. vesca
Lineage: Eukaryota; Viridiplantae; Streptophyta; Magnoliopsida; Rosales; Rosaceae
Exons: 4
Coding region: 76-1056 (326 amino acids)
Source: RefSeq, a predicted model, not a curated record
CUGAAGCACAAGAUAGGGAGCCCUAAGACUAAGACUACUGUACCCAUUUGCUUCCAGCUCUCCAUUCCUCUCUCGAUGUCCCGACGCGAUUCUGAUUCCAGACGACACCGUUCCAAGUUCGACAGGGAACCCAGUCCCAAGAGGUCUAGGAGGGAUGAGAAAGACAGAGUCCUUGAAAAGAGUAAUGUGGAGGGUGCAAAGAAGACUUACCAGGAUGUCCAGGAACAAAAGCAGCGGCGCAGGCUUCAAGAUGCAUUGCCACUCGAGUCCCCAUUACGAUCCAAUGCCAAGGUGGAAAGUGGGGCUCCCUGGAAGGAGUCAGAUGCGAAACCCAGUGGACAUCAAGAACUAACCAAAAACUCUUCUGAUGCAAAUGAAGUUCCCUGGUCUCGAUCAUAUUUUCAGCAGCAUGAUGAGCAUAAUGGUGCCGGACAAGCUGUUCGGAGCUCUGGCCGUGGUUCAACUUCUGAACAUGGACGCCGGAGGGAUUCGAGGGAUCAGCAUGAUGAUAAGACAACGAGCAAAAAAACUAAUGGUUCACGGCUAAGAAAUGAGAAACCUAAUGGUGAUGAAAACAGGAGCUGGCGUCAUGAUCGUUACUCAGAAUUGGAGGCUGAUCUACCAGCUGCAAGGAAAAGACCGGCAUUCAGGGAGAUGAAGGCUCCACUGGAGUCUGAAGAUACUGAAAAAACAGCAGUAGAGACUGCAAAGUCAAGCCAUCUUGACCGUUCGAUGGAUGGAAAUAGAAAAAAGGAAGAAAGAAGUGACAACCGACGCCACUUGGAUAGAUCUGAUAAGCAAUUUGGGGGAGACAGGGUGCGUCACAAGGGAGAAGCACAGAGGGGUGUCUUUCCUUCAAGAGAAAGGUACACCAAUGGUGCUGCUGUCCGCAACUACAGAGGAAGAGAUAGAUUCGGUGAGAGACAAGAAUUUCAUUCCAGUGGUGGUCGUGUUGAGAAAUGGGAACAUGAUUUAUAUCAUGAGGCUAACAGGAGUCCAACACCAAAAAAUGAAGAGGAUCAAAUUGCAAAGGUAGAAACUCUUUUGGCUUCAUAGGAUUUGCAAAUGUGUGCAUAUGCACUAGGGAGAAACACUUUUGGUUCACAGGAAUUGAUAGCAGUUUUCUAUCGUGCCUUUAGGUGUCUUGUUGAUUUGUAACAAAUUCUAAAGUACUUUUGAGGGUCUACUAUUGUCUUAUAAGUUGAACCUUCUGUUUUUGUUGGAC